AUGGCCAGCAAACGAAAAUCCACCGUGCCUUGCAUGGUCCCGGCGAGAGAGCCGGAUAUGGAUCUAGAAGCCGUAUCUGAUGCGGAGGAGGUGUUACCGGUGAUGACCUCUGUGGGAAGCGUGUCAAGCGACGAGGACUCUCGAGAAUGUGCUGAUUCAGACAGCCAGGCAAAUAAAAAAGUUGAAGGCGGCUACGAAUGCAAAUAUUGUACCUUCCAGACUCCUGAUUUAAAUAUGUUUACUUUCCACGUGGAUUCUGAGCACCCCACCGUCGUCCUGAGCUCCUCUUAUGUCUGCCUCGAAUGCAAAUUUGUUACCAAAAGGUAUGAUGCUCUUUCGGAACAUAAUACCAAAUACCAUCCUGGAGAGGAGAACUUUAAACUGAACAUGGUGAAGCGCAACAACCAAACCAUCUUCGAGCAAACGGUGAACGAUCUUACUUUUGAUGGGAGUUUUGUCCAAGAGGAGAAAACGGGAGAAGAAUCGGAGGGCUCAGAAAGCCACUUGACCGGCAUCUCCAUCAGCAAAACCCCCAUUAUGAAAAGGAUGAAGAAUAAGAACGAAACAAAGCGAAUUGUGGUUUUUCACAACGCAGCCGAGGAUGAUCCUACGGAAGAAAAAGAUGGCGACACCGAUGUGGAGUGUGAGGAAAUAGUAGAAAAAGGAGCCACUACAAGUUCAGACACCAACACAGAUAAUUCCUUAGCUGGGGAAGUGGCCACCAAUGUUCUGACCCCCACCACAGUGAUUCAGCCUGCUCAGGUGAUCGCCACCCUCGCGUCUCCACCGACGUCUAAUUUAAUUUCUAAAGUCUUGAUCCCUAUUAACAGCAUCCCAGCCUAUAACACCGCUUUGGAUAACAAUCCUCUCUUGCAGAACACUUACAAUAAAUUUCCAUACCCAACCGUGUCGGAAAUCGCGCUCCUGGCUACUCAAGCUAAAUAUACCGAGGAACAGAUCAAAAUCUGGUUCUCCGCCCAACGCUUGAAACACGGGGUGAGCUGGACCCCAGAAGAAGUAGAGGAGGCAAGAAGGAAGCAGUUUAACGGCACAGUGCACACCGUUCCUCAGACAAUUACUGUGAUUCCAGCACAUAUUUCGGCGGCUAACAACGGUCUACCUUCCAUUUUGCAGACUUGCCAAAUCGUCGGCCAACCGGGCCUCGUCCUUACGCAAGUCGCGGGAACCGGCACACUUCCCGUGACGGCCCCCAUCGCAUUGGCGAUGGCAGGAAUUCCAAACCCAGCCCAACUGCAGAAGGCCCAGGGCCAAGCUACACAGCCUGUUCCCGAAACUAAGCAAGUUGCGGCUGUUCCCGCGCCCCAGCUUACAAAAUCGGAGGUGGUGGCGGCUGCAGCUACCACCAACAUUGAUACGGUUGCCGUCCGGGCGAAGAAGACGAAGGAGCAGCUGAUGGAAUUAAAAGUCAGCUAUCUCAAAAGUCACUUUCCUCUUGAUUCAGAGAUAAUCCGGCUGAUGGAAACCACAGGAUUGACAAAAGGGGAGAUUAAAAAAUGGUUCAGCGAUACCAGGUACAAUCAGAGGAAUUCAAAGCACAAUUAUCACAAUCAUCAAAACAGUGAUUCCUGCACUAUCGUUAUCGACUCCAGCGACGAAACGAGUGAAUCUUCCGCGCUGAUCCAGCCACACCAGAAGCAGCCUUCUGCAGCCUCGGAUUUGAGCUCUCAGAAGUUCAAAGACAAAAGCGCGGAGCAACUUAAAGUCCUCCAGGACAGUUUCCACAACCACCCAGUCCUUUCUGAGGAUGAACUAAGCAGGGUAUGUUCAGAAACAAAGCUGACCAGGGAAGAGAUAGAGGCUUGGUUUGCAGAACAGAAAAAAUUGAGUGGUUCUGGGGAAGAAGGUGAGGAAAUGAAUGCAGGUCAUGCCGAGAGUCAGAAGGAAAUUGCUGCAGCGGAAACCUCUGGAGGUGAAGGCUCUGGAGCCCAGAAGGCAGGGAAGCAGAGCAAAAAAUCCCCGGAGCAAUUGCACAUGCUCAAAAUGUCAUUUAUCCGAACUCAAUGGCCUUCCUCCGAGGAGUAUGACAAGUUGGCCAAAGAAACGGCACUUCCUCGAACGGAGAUCGUGAGUUGGUUUGGGGACACCCGCUACGCCUGGAAAAACGGUGGCUUGAAAUGGUACUACUACUAUCAAGGGAACAAUGCCAACAGUGCGAAUGGUCAGGGCCAUUCCAGGCGGAGGGGGAGGGGAAGGCCCAAGGGGAGGGGUCGGGGUCGGUCACGCGGGAGGCUGACAUCCAACAAAAGGAUCAAACUCUGGGACCAAACCCCGGUCAUCAAGUUUAAAACUGGAAAAGCAAUCCUCAAGGAUUAUUACCUGAAACACAAGUUUCUUAAUGAGCAGGAUCUUGACGAACUGGUUGCAAAAUCACACAUGGGCUACGAACAGGUCAGGGAUUGGUUUGGAGACAAGCAGAGGCGAGCCGAACUUGGCCUUGAGUUGUUUGAUGAAGAAGAUGAAGAAGAGAUGCUAGAUGAGCAGGAGGAGGAAGAGGAGGAGGAAGAGGAGGAGGAAGAAACAGAUGACAGUGACAACUGGGAGCCCCCACGGCACGUUAGGCGUAGGUUGUCAAAAUCGGACUGACUUGGACAUCCUUGGGCUUGUCGGGACCCAACCUUGCCACGUAAUUGGCCU
Messenger RNA from Protobothrops mucrosquamatus (brown spotted pit viper), 2655 nucleotides. RefSeq names its product zinc fingers and homeoboxes 1 (gene ZHX1). The coding region runs from base 1 to 2604 and encodes 867 amino acids. Gene Ontology annotation, biological process: regulation of transcription by RNA polymerase II. The transcript has a single exon. Gene Ontology annotation, molecular function: DNA binding; DNA-binding transcription factor activity, RNA polymerase II-specific. Gene Ontology annotation, cellular component: nucleus. The record is from RefSeq and is a predicted model, not a curated record. NCBI's taxonomy places the organism in Eukaryota, Metazoa, Chordata, Lepidosauria, Squamata, Viperidae.